AACACUGACACCACAUCUGCGGUCACACCAAGUCAGCAUAUUGAUUUUAUUUUCUCGAAAAAAGAUCCCAAUACGUACACACACUCGCUGAAAAGCCGAACAAGUCUUAAACUUAGAUGCAAUUAGUGCCGAGGCGGACAUAAAUCCUCGACAUGGGUGACAACGAACAGAAGGCGCUCCAGCUGAUGGCCGAGGCGGAGAAGAAGUUGACCCAGCAGAAGGGCUUUCUGGGAUCGCUGUUCGGAGGGUCCAACAAGGUGGAGGACGCCAUCGAGUGCUACCAGCGGGCGGGCAACAUGUUCAAGAUGUCCAAGAACUGGACAAAGGCUGGCGAGUGCUUCUGCGAGGCGGCAACUCUCCACGCGCGGGCUGGAAGUCGGCACGAUGCCGGAACCUGCUACGUAGACGCCUCCAACUGCUACAAGAAGGUGGACGUGGAGAGCGCCGUCAACUGCCUGAUGAAGUCCAUCGACAUCUACACGGAUAUGGGCCGCUUUACGAUGGCUGCCAAACAUCACCAAAGCAUCGCCGAGAUGUACGAGAGUGAUCCCACUAGUCUGGCCAAGUCUAUUCAGCACUACGAGCAGGCGGCUGAUUACUUCAAGGGUGAAGAGUCGGUCAGUUCGGCCAACAAGUGCAUGCUGAAGGUGGCCCAGUACGCCGCCCAACUGGAGGAUUACGAGAAAGCAAUAUCCAUAUACGAGCAGGUGGCCGCCUCCUCGCUGGAGAGCUCUCUGCUCAAGUACAGUGCCAAGGAGUACUUCUUCAGGGCGGCUCUAUGCCACCUCAGCGUGGACCUCCUGAACGCCCAGCAUGCCAUCGAAAAGUAUGCGCAGCAGUACCCAGCAUUCCAGGACUCCAGGGAGUUCAAGCUCAUCAAGGUGUUGUGCGAGCAUCUAGAGGAACAGAACAUCGAGGGAUUCACAGAGGCCGUCAAGGAUUACGACAGCAUCUCGCGGUUGGAUCAGUGGUACACCACCAUCUUGCUGCGGAUCAAGAAGGCUGCGGACGAGGAUCCCGACCUGCGAUAAACGAAAUCAAUUAAAUUUUCUGAUAAAAUCGCGUACACAUUUAUUAAAUGCUUUAUUCGGUUCGGAUAUUAAUCUACCUAUACAUAUAUAACUAAAAGAAAAUUAUUAAACGUGUUGCAUUGCUUAACCUGAAAGCACCCAAACGACGGCCUGCUGGAACGCGUGAAUUAAACCUAUUGAAUAGUCCAUAUACCCGUAUUCUAUAGUUUAAUUUAACGUUUGUGCAACGAAUGAAGAAGGCAGCAGAUGCCGAUGCUCACAUUGCGCUACCACGUGCUAUUCGAAAAGAAAACUUUAUUAUUUCCAAUGUGGAGUGAUUAGAGGUGUUAGUUAUGUUUGCCUGUUUUUGCGUUACUCUUGUUAUUUGUGUAAGUAGCCAAUCAAUCAGUGAGUUAGCUGAUUUUUCAUUUGGAUGCGUAAAAUACCCUAUAGAAAUCCGUAUCCACUACUAUAAUAAAUUGAUAACUUCAUUCUAUGUGUGUAAUGUGUUAGAUAAUUUUGAGAUUAACUAAAGAGUCCCUGGUAGCGAAAAUGAAUUUCAAACCAAUUAUAAUUCCAUUUAGUGCACUGAAAUAAAAUGAAACCUACAGUUUAGAUUGUACGCAUACACAACCUACGAAUAAAAUAUAUGUCCACAUAAACAUUAACGAUUACCCCGAUAAAUAUCCAAAAAAGAGUACACGGAAUUCUAAUAAAUACUUGAGGGUCACAUUUAUAGAAAAUUCCAUCUCGCAAAAUUUUAACGAUGUUUAGUAGAUCAACUACCUAUAAACAUGUACGAGCGAAUUAUAAUCCAAUAAAUAAUAUUACCACGGAGCGACGAAGAUUACGCGGUCGCUGAGGCCGAAGCAAGAAUAAAUAAAUCAAUUUAUUGAAUGAAUAUCUCCAGGAAACACACACAACACCACUGAAACCCGCCCCAACACAUUUAAUUAAUAAUACUGCAAAGAUCCUGGUGGUGCCUCUAUGCAAGCAUUACCACGGAUAUUUCCAAUUCAAAUACUUUAAUAAAGUUAACGCUUGGAUUAAUCCUCUCA
Drosophila simulans is the source of this 2068-nucleotide messenger RNA. RefSeq names its product alpha-soluble NSF attachment protein (gene alphaSnap). The transcript is spliced from 4 exons. Gene Ontology annotation, biological process: SNARE complex disassembly; intracellular protein transport. The record is from RefSeq and is a predicted model, not a curated record. Gene Ontology annotation, cellular component: SNARE complex; vacuolar membrane. The coding region runs from base 153 to 1031 and encodes 292 amino acids. NCBI's taxonomy places the organism in Eukaryota, Metazoa, Arthropoda, Insecta, Diptera, Drosophilidae. Gene Ontology annotation, molecular function: soluble NSF attachment protein activity; syntaxin binding.